UGGUGGGGGUGGGAUUUCUCUAGCUGGCACCAUGAAGCUCAGGCCCGGCCACUCAUCCGCUCCCUUUGCUCAGCCCUGGGCAUGGCCUGAGCAUCAGCGCACCCUGCCACAGGCUCUGGUGGCAGCCGACCGCACGCGACUUGUCCCAGAAGGGGCUGGGCCACCCGCCCUGGCAGCGGCUCCGAGGUGGCACUCGUGGCCACGGCAGGAGGGUUGAGCGGGCCUGCCCCGACCUGCUGCUCACAGUGGCUCGGGACGGCCAGUGCUGAGAUGCACUCCCAUCGUGACCCCGGGCCACCCCCUUGCCGCUCCUGCCUGGCUGCCUCAGUGCACAGAGCUCCCUGGGGUUGUGGCCCUCUCGAGUUCACCCGGGUCUGCUCCCGCGGGGGGGGGGGGGGGGGGACACCUUGUGCGGGCCCCUCUGGUGCCCUCUGUGCCCCCGAUGGCCGGACUGGCUGAGGGGCCCACUUCAGAGGCCAGUGGUGAGUGAGCCGAGGACAUGGCGCAGGAGACCAACCACAGCCAGGCGCCCAUGCUGUGCUCCAUGGGCUGCGGCUUCUACGGGAACCCUCGCACCCACGGGCUGUGCUCCGUGUGCUACAAGGAGCACCUGCAGCAGCAGAACAGCAGCGGCCGGGGAGGCCCACCGGCCCCCGUCGGCAAUCUGUCUGAUGCCCUGCCUGUGCCCUGCUCGGACAGCGGCAUGGCUGCCGCUCAGCCGGACCCCACGUCUCCAUCCGCGCAGCCGAGACUCGCGGCUGCCGGGCCACCUUGUCACCUGGUGUCUGUGUCUGCAGCCCCGUGUCAGCCCCGUCGCUGCUGUCAGAGUCCUCGGUGUCUUCGCCUGGAGAGAGCACCUCUGUGGACAAGGCCGCCCCUGAGCCCCAGCACCUGGCAGCGUCUGUGUCCGAGUUGGCACAGCAACCAGCGGAAGAGCAAAGCAGGUCUCUGGGAAAACCCAAACAGAAGAAGAACCGCUGCUUCAUGUGCAGGAAGAAAGUGGGGCUCACAGGGUUUCAGUGCCGGUGUGGGAACGUCUACUGCGGCGUGCACCGCUACUCAGACGCGCACGACUGUUCUUACAACUACAAAGCCGACGCCGCGGAGAAGAUCAGAAAAGAAAACCCAGUAGUCGUGGGCGAGAAGAUCCAGAAGAUCUGAGCCCCGCCAGAGCGCAGACCCCUGACCACCUGCAGUCUGCACACGGACUCAGGCUUCUCCCUGGCCGUGGGCUUAGAGCUGUGGAGCCUGCAUAGACCUCUAAUCAUGCAUGUCACCAGAAGAAUAGAUUUUUGCUUUUGUUUUGAAGAUGACUCUGAACAUUUAUUUCCACUGCAGUUUCUGUGGCCGAGUGACUUGAGUGUCUCCCUCUUACGCUCCUUUCCCGAUAGCUGAGCGGCCGAGGUGGAGGCUCUCCAGCAGCUGGCUCACCCGAGGGGCCCUGCCUUCUGCGGCCCUGCAGUGGCCCUGAUGCCCGGCCCGGCCCGGCUGCCCCAUCUGGUCUGAGCGGCGGCUUGUCCUCCGGCCGCCUCCGCCUCUCACCGCCCGCUGCCCGCGAGCCACGCCCGCUCCCUCUAUUUAUGUCUGCCGGCCUGUUGUGGGCCAUGUGUGCGGAGGGCUGGCCUGCGGUCACUGCUGUGUUCGUGUUCACUCACCGCCUUUGAUUAAAUAAAGGAAAACGGCAACCGCC
Molecule: messenger RNA, 1690 nt
Organism: Erinaceus europaeus (western European hedgehog)
Lineage: Eukaryota; Metazoa; Chordata; Mammalia; Eulipotyphla; Erinaceidae
Gene: ZFAND6
Product: zinc finger AN1-type containing 6
Exons: 6
Coding region: 500-1132 (210 amino acids)
Biological process (GO): protein targeting to peroxisome
Molecular function (GO): zinc ion binding; DNA binding; polyubiquitin modification-dependent protein binding
Source: RefSeq, a predicted model, not a curated record